Molecule: messenger RNA, 4882 nt
Organism: Acanthopagrus latus (yellowfin seabream)
Lineage: Eukaryota; Metazoa; Chordata; Actinopteri; Spariformes; Sparidae
Product: specifically androgen-regulated gene protein
Exons: 3
Coding region: 2839-4569 (576 amino acids)
Source: RefSeq, a predicted model, not a curated record
UGAUUCAUCAAAGGGCGACUUUAAUUACUUAGCACUUAUAUGUUUAAUCAAGCGUUCCCCGAGAUAAGAGGACAAUAAAGUGAGCUUUGCUUUCAUGAACACACUUGAUCCUCAAGGUGCAGCUGCGCCUGCCUGUUGAAUAUAAUAACAGGUUGUAAACCUUUUUUUUUUCCUUUGGAUGCUGUACGUUUAGAAUUUUGUGUGACUUUUUUUUUCUGUCAAAAUCCACCACAGUCUUAACCCGAGCUGGUCAGAUAUUAUCCCUUCAUGCCUCCAGUCGUUGUUCCCUGUUGAUGGCAUUUGCAUCUGCCACUUGCUAAUGCACUCUAAGCACUUAAAAGGGGAAAGUAAGGAGGAGCGAACUUUUGCAUUAAGUGGCCUUUUCUCUGUGGUCCUGUGAAUUCACUUAAUGCCCCGUUUGUUUCCAAAUCAGCCGUCUAUUAGUGAGGGUUUUUGAAAAUCCCAGUCUUUAUCCCUUCAGCAGAGGAGGAAGCACAAAAUACUUCUUGGAGUAUUUUGCUGGCAUGCUUUCCCCAUACCUGACCUGUCAGUAGUAAUAGAUAUGUAUGUGUGUACAGGAUAACAGGCUGGAAACACAAGUAAGCAGUGUAAUGCUGCAUCAUAACACGGUAUAUCAGUUGUCGUUACACUGAUUCGACGUGACGUGAAGGGCCUCGGGCGGAUGAACAGACAAACACGAGCUCUUCUGUCUGCAUUACUGCAUCACAGUGACUGGAAUACAUAAACAUGAGCAGCUCAACGCGUUCCUAUACGACUUCUAGUUAUUUGUACAGCGUGACCUCAGCGCUGCAAUGCAAAAUAUCCUGUUCCCGCUAUCUGUCGCUGGGAUCAAUUAGCAACAGCACGUCUUGCCACAGACGUUACUGGAAUAAACCUUUUUAAACUUGAAUUGUUAUAUUAGGGAGGCUACUAAUCGACAGUGAUUACUCUGCCGCUCACUCUCUCGGUUGAUAGACAGACAGCAUAGAAAAUGUCAAAACAUUUCCCACAGCCCAAGGUGGCAUAUUAAAGUGUUGUUUUGUCAAACAAUUUGAGACACAUUUAAGGGAUUAUUGCAAAAUAAAUGUGUGCGUACAUCAGCCAGUAUAUCAAUAUUGGAACUCUUUAUUCCCUGCUAUCAGUACAGGCCCCUGAAAAUCGAGUUCUGGUCAGGUUUUAUUGAAUACAUACUCUUAAUGAUUAAUCGAUUAUCUAGAUAGUUGACAAUGUAACUUUAGCUGGAGUUGCAUUGUGGGUAAUGUAGGCCGUUCUGCUGAUAAUGAGUCCAACAGUGUUACAGGACUGCAAAACACCAGUCGACUGCCUUUCAAAACCUGCCGCCUACAUUACCCAUAUUGCAUCGUAGCCACUGAUAAACAUCACUGGAGAUAACUUAUCAGAUUACAUGCAGCUUCCUCUGGAGCCACAAAAGGCUUCAUACUUCCUUUUCUUUUGUUUUCUUUUGUUUUUACACAUCCCUGUGUACCCCCCAAACCUGUAAACACACUUUAAUGAAUAAAAUUGUUGGAGUUACCCUUUAACCAUUAUACUGGUCUAUCAGGCCAGGAAGGCCACAGCAGCACAAUCCCCUGUUGUAUUGAACGAGGAAGUGUGUGUUUUAUUGCUCCUGAGUUUAAACUGUAAGAGGAAGAAGGAGAGUAUCAUGAUAAAUCAGUGUCACUUUAAUGUAAAUUAAAUUCCAAAGUUAAUAACCUACAACUUUUUUUAUUAACUUUUUUUUUCUCCUCUUGAACAUCUCACUAAAAACUGUGACAUUUUUCUGAAAUUAAAAGGGAUAAAGGAAUAAAAGUAUAGAUUAAACUCUAAAUCAUCCAUCCUGGUUAUCGACUGUGGCACCUCUGAGAAAGAUGAGAUCAAUAUGUCUGAUGUUUUGCACUUCGGAAAAUAUAAAACUCGACAUUAACGUAACAAAUUUAAUCAUCUCCGGUCUUUAUAUUAAAGGACAGAUUCACAGUUUUUCAAGUCUGUCAAGCCAAUCGUGCCCAUAGGAUUGAAACAAGUUUUGAUUCCUGUUCUUACUGGCCAUUAAAACAUCCCUCCUUCAUACUUACUCAGUGUAAGUGAUGGCUGAGGGGAUCCACUCUCACCAACUCGUUCUGUGCAGAAAUACAUCGCACAUAUUUCUUUUUAGUACAAUAUUCCCUCUUAUGGUUAUUGGAUUUAUCAGGAAACAGAGGGAAUUUCAUAUUAAAGAGAGACGGUAACUUUUGAAGACAUCUACUCGCUCUGACUAACUUUGAGAUACAUUUUCAUCACUUUACAUUGAAAGAUCACAUGGAAAGAGACACUGCACGACAAAAAACUCCAAUAAUCUGUAUACGUCAUAAUAAUCCAGGCCAUGUCUGAUGUGUAAAUAAAAAUGUUUACAAAUUUCAUCCAUUAAUUUAUGUAAGUCCCCCAUUAUCGGGUUGUGUUUUAAUAUAUCACGGUGACUGUGACGGCACAUUGCAUUUUAAACAGGGCAGCUAUUACAUUACGAGGAUCAUUUAGCCAUCAGCUCUGAUUUAUGCCGAUCAUUUGUCACCCUAAUGGAGAGCGCAGACAUUAAUUGUUGUUGCUCUGAUGUUUUAAAACGGCAAUUUUGUAAAGUAAUUUUAGCCUCAGCCAAGGCUCCGUCUCACGUCUGGUGGUUGUCGCUGUGUCUUUUGUGUUUUGAUGAAUUGUUUUGGAGGAGACGGUCGGAGCAUCACAUCUGAAUCCAGUUUUCUUCUCCUCCUGUCGGAUUCUUCCCCAGACUCGAUUCUUGGUGAUAUUCACACGAUCAGUAGAGGACCCAGGUGAAGCCCAGGUCCUGUCCCUCAGCCUCUGCCCUGUGCAAUGCCAAAGGGCGGCACGUGGCCAGGCGGCGUUGCCUUGGAUCCCUUGAGCGGUAUGGACAGUGCCGGGAGCUGUGACAGUGUAAUCAGCAUGAACUCCGGCUACAGUGAUGACAGUAUGGAGCACCUAUCUGCAGAGGAGAGAGCGUGUCUCAUGUAUCUGGAGGCAACAAUCGAAGCGCUGGAGGUGCAGGAGGACAGCGGCUUAUCCAACGACGAACCAGAUUCUGUGUUAGGGGCAGAAAAAAUGGGUUGGAUGAGAGUAAAUGACAUUUCCAGUUUGAAGUCUGAUGAGUCUGGAAGAGAUCAGAUAUCAGACAGAGCUGAGCAACACGCUCAAGAGCAAACCUCAGAACCGCAGUCCAACGCAAAAGAUCUCGACACGUCAGUGAACCUCAUGACUCUGCUCAAGCCUCCAGUCACUGAGCCAGACGCUGGUUGUGAAAUCCAGCCAUCAGCCACUAAGGCAGACGAUUUGUGUGUCUCCAAAGAUGAAAAUGGUAAAAUAAGGAUCGUCUCGAGCACCAGUCAGCCUGCACCGGCCCCUGAGAUAGAUCUGAGUCUGAUCCCUCCUCCCUCAGACUUCAUGGAUGAGCCAGGAAAUCCUCCAAAGCCAGAAAAAGCAAACGACCCUCCUCCAUCUGCAGGAACAUCCACUAACAAGCCAGGAGCGACUGUUGACUUGGAGGAGCUACGCCAAAGAGCCUCUACGAAAACAAUUUCUGUGAGCUCCCCCGUGGUCCAGGAGCCACCAAACAAGCCCCCAGACCUGAGUCCAUCAGCCGUCAGCUCUGGUCCCGUGGUGAGUCCUCCUCCUGACGCCAUGGAGCCCAGGAGUCCACCUGCUGUGGCGCCCAAGCCCAAGAAGCUUCCUGCCAACAUUGUUCUGAAGUCACACAAAGCAGCAGUGGCUGAUGGGAACUCGGGACAUUCAGUGCCCACAAGCAGCGAUCGGCUGUUGUUGGACCCCCAGAGGGUCCACAUGGAGGCCCUCAGAAAGCUUGGCUUGCUUAAAAGCGACGAUCUCGAUACAGGCCCUGUCUUGAGCCCUAAACUGUCUCCUCAGACUAGAAGGUCAUGGGCAGUUCCUUCUUCCCCCAGCAGCCCAGCAGCCCCACACACACCACCCAUGACACCACCCCACACCCGCCUCAACAGCCCAUCUUCUGCCUCCGUCCCUCUUCAGGCUCCUAAAGCUGUGUCACCGUCAUCCCCUGCGGUCCAGCUUCCUGAUAUCGUCCCGGCACCUCCUGCUUUCAGUGACCCCGAUGGCCCUCUGUUGUCAGAUAACGAGCCGGGUACUACGCCUCCUCGUACCCCUCCCGUCCUGGUCAAGCGGCCAACCCCUCCGAGGUUCAAAGAUGUCAAAUCAGCCACCCUGGAGCGCUCAGGCCUUGGGUUAAGCAGCUACAUGGAAGCUCAGGAUCCAACUGAGGCCGGCCAGGGCAUCAGCGGCUCACAGAACCUCAGCCAGCUGCGCAACAGUCGUCCGCGACCCGCCUCUCUGGGGAGUGGGAAAGAGUUCUCAAGCGCACAGGGAGAAAGCUCGCAGUUGGGUCAUGCCGCCAACAAAGAGCCGGACCUACGGAGGUCCCUGCCAGCCUUUCAGCACUCCGGAGACUCUCAGAAGCUGCCGCGGUCUCAAGGAAUCAGCGUACUGAUCUGCCCUCGCUCAGAGAAGGGAGAUGAGCGCCGGGAGGCCCUGAGGAGACUGGGGCUGCUCAGGGACUGAGGCAUCGACGGCAAAUCUUAUACCUCAUCUGACUCCCACAGACUCGCUUCAGAUAUAAAUAUAUAUUUAAAGGAACCUACGGUACAUCGAUGAAGACAUUACAGAACUUUUGGGAAGCAGCUUAAACACACAGCCUCACACACAUUAUUAUUUACCGCACCAAGACACAACUGCAUCUGCUUGUUACUCAUAUUGUACAGCCAUAUGAAGUGUUUUUAUUCCUCCUAAAACUGCCAUUCAAGAAGUCUUUGGAUAUUCACCGACUCUCUCACUGUAGCUGUGUUUUUGGUAAAUUAAAUACUGUUACUUUUAA